UCCACAGACAUACAGCCUCAUCUGCCACAACUGCUGCUUACCAGCUUACCUGACCCAGCUCUAGAAGAGUUAGGACAGAACUCUCUGAGGAAGAUGAGCAACAUGGCCAUGGAGAUCGUUGCCUUCAUCCUGACCAUAUCUGGAUGGAUCCUGGUCUGCUCCACGUUGCCUACUGACUACUGGAAGGUGUCCUCCGUGGAUGGGACGGUCAUCACCACCGCAACCUUCUGGUCCAACCUGUGGAAGACCUGCGUCACCGAUUCUACAGGAGUGUCAAACUGUAAAGAUUUCCCCUCUAUGCUGGCUCUGGAUGGUCAGUUCAAACUUGAGCUGAUUGCUAUUUUUGUUGUGCUGUUGUAUAGUUGUAAUUGUAUGUGAUUAGGUGUAUUUUUGUGUGUGUGUGUGUGUGUGCUUGUGUGUGUGUGCGCAUGCGUGUGUGUGUCUGUUUGGGAUUGUAAUGGAGGUAUGUGUGUGUGUGAUUUCUUUGACCUAAUCACAGAUGUCUUACAUCUUGAGCAUCCGUCCUCUUGGGAUGAAUGGCUGGCUUUGAAAAAAGUGGUAUUUGGAAUUUGAUAUCCCUAUUGGUUUGUCGGAUUAAGCCCAAGAGCCUCUAAAACAUAUACUACCAAAGGCCAGAGCAGCAUUUGAACCGGGUGUUCAAGCUGCCAUUUGAGGAUACAAUGCUUUUACAGUGGCAAUAAGAGGAAAAUUGAGAAAGUCAGAGCACUUUUACAAGUGUGAGAUAACUCAGUGUUUCUGUCUCUUUAUCUCUCGCUCUCUCCCUCACACACACACGCACCACACACACACACACACACACACACACGCACACACCCCCAUACACGCACGCACACACGCACGCACCCACCCAGCAUAUAUCCAGGUGUGUCGGGGCCUGAUGAUCGCGUCUGUGUGCCUGGGGUUCUUUGGAGCCACCCUGGCCCUGAUUGGAAUGAAGUGUACUAGGAUCGGAGGCUCAGAGACCACCAAGGCCAGACUAGCAGGCCUCUCAGGCCUUCACUUCAUACUCAAUGGUGAAUAUUAAUGAUAUUGUAUGCUUUUUGAACUACUCCUUGCUAUUUAGACCAGAGCUGAGUCCUCUCUGUUUUCUCUGCAGGGCUCUGCUCCUUGACUGCAUGCUCCCUGUACGCACACAGGAUCACAUCAGAGUUCUUUGACCCACUCUUUUUUGCUCAAAAGUAAGUGUUCAGCUUAACUGUGCUACUUAAUGUCCUACUGUACUGCAUGUCAACAAAUGAAAUGCAGUGAGCACAUGUAUUUAUUAACUGGUCACUGGCUUUACUGGCUAUGCCCGUCCUCUCGUUGCCAGGUUUGAACUGGGCGCAGCGCUCUUCAUCGGCUGGGCUGGCUCUGUGCUCUGCAUUUUAGGGGGACUUAUCUUCUGCCUCUCCUUGUCAGAGGGCUUCAGGCAAGUUUGUUUGUGUCUACAAUUCAUUAAAUGAUGAUCAAUUACAGAAAAUGAUUACUUUGAUAGAUAUGUUGUGUAAUCUGUAAGUACUGUACAUUUCUCAACAUCAUGUCGACUGAGAUACAGAAAUCUAAAGUUAUCCAUAAUAGAGUACACAGAUCGUAAAGCUUGUCACUCAGUAAGUCAAUGAAGCAGUUUAAUAUGAACUGUAAUUAAGUUGUUUAAGUACUGGGAUAUCAAGGGAUCACUGUCAACAUCUUGUCUCAUAGUGAUAACAGUAUAAGGACAUGUACUGUAUGUUGAUGACUGAAUGUUUUCUUUGUGUAUAGUAUCAAUGUAUUUAUGUGAAAGUCACCUUGGGUGGGGGGCCUAGGGAACUGGUGUAUGGGGUGGGAUGAGGUAACAGACUUCUUCUAUAACCGUGACUACAAUUGCCCUAGAUCCAGAGACUUCUCUAGUCUUCUGAACUAGAAUUGUUUUCACCAUGGAAAUGGAAUGAGGACACUGUAUAUCUCAAAAGAGUAACCCUUAGUGUUUUCCUCUAGUCGAGCAGAGUACUCCUACAGUGGCGCUACGUCUAUGGUAACCAAGCGUCACAAACCCAGCAAGUCUGCCAACAGUUUCUACAAAUCGCCAGUUUCCACAGACCCCCGAGACCCAGCAGAACACUCAAGGCAGUUUGGAAAGAACGCCUAUGUGUGACAAUGGACGGAUCACUGGCAUUGCCAUAUGGUCAUAUGAGGUGACCAUGGACUAUUUGACCCUUGGACUAAGCUUGAUGAGGUCACCUUUUCAUACCUCUUCAACCAGAACCCCAAUUCCUUAUUGAGACGGAUUCCUGUGGGAUUACAUUACCUAAGGGUGUGAUGCAUGCUACCUGCUUUUAUUUUCCUUAAUAUGGCACUUCUUUCCAAUGCACUGUACAUAGAACAUCGUUUUUGAUAUCUUCUCUGCCAAAGGAGACUGUCCUUACUGUCCCUGUGCCUCAGCUGUUUACCUGACUACUUGAAUGAUGUCACCCCCUGUGGCACAAACAAUGCUGGUGGAAAUAACCCUUGAAAUCAGCAAGAGGAAAUAGGCAAGCUGUUGGCUCCUCUCUAAAACCACAUUAGGUAAUAGGUCUCUUCUGUCAACGGGCUAUCAACAAAAUAAAUCAGAUAAACUUGUUUUCUUCGCAGGGCAGGAAAUUCGGUUUGGCUAGGAUCACAAUUUAAACUCCUGGGUCACCUUGAAGGGACAAACUAACUGGUACUGUUCCAAAUCCAUUGUUGUUCAUUAGAUAUGCCUCAAGAACAAAUAUCAGGAAUAUGUGUCUGUUUGAGAUCAUCUAAAAACUAAAUUUAACUAAAUUGGUUAAUUCCUAUACAUCUCCCAAUAUGUUGUAAUCAGUGGCAAUGUCAAUAAACAUUUUUUUUUGCAAACAAGAAGGAAUUCAGUGAUAAUUUUCUCUGAAUGAUCUGUUGAAAGAACAUUAAUUAAGUAUAAAGAAAAUGGGGAUUGAAUAAGUGGACUUUUUAAUUGGUGGGUUUAUCACUUUGACAUAGACCUCUGUAUGAGUACCUCAUGACAACUACCUCUGGAACUCAAGUGUGGACCCAAUGCAUGUCUGCCAUAUGCUGUCACUCUUUAGCAGACCACAAGUGAAGCCUAGAUGAAGGAAGAGUCAAUAGAGAGCAUUGUGUGCUCUCAAGAACUGUCAAGUUCUUGUAUUUUUGCAAUAUACCUCACACUGAAAGAUGGCCCCCUACCAGCCACCACAGACAGAAAGGGGCUUCCGUUGUCUCGACUGAUCACAGAGUUACCAAUCAACAGCAGGCCUGCCCCAGUUGAUCUUUGUUCAGACUCGGAUAUGGGAAUCGGAAGUUUCCCCCACCGUCUGCCAUCUAUCUCCACCUUCUGAUCAAUGGAAACCUUAACCCUGUUACGUAAAUCCUCUUGGCCCUCCGAGCCGGGAGACUCUCACCAGCUGGCAUGGAGCUACAGCUGGCAGCCACCCCGUGCUCCAUGUUCCAGUCCUGUGCAUCCGUAAACAGGUGUCGGGUGUCCCACAGCUCUGGAUGGAUGGUCAGAGGACCUACUCUGACUACACUAUUAUGUCUGGAUGAGGGGAAAACAUAACCAGGCAUCUAUAGACAAAAUCAAUAAUGGUGAGUGAUUUCACAUUUUGAUGUCCAUAUUUUUCAGAAUGAAUCAAGAGAUGAAUGCACCACAUAAAAAAUACUGUUUUUAUUGUAUGCAAUAAGUCUAAGAUUCCUCAUUUGUAUGGAUUGAAGCAUCAGAAGGCUCACAUGAUUCACAAGCAUCCAUAAAUAAUAUUUAUUUUGUUACAUCAGAUUCUAAAUUCAAAAAUGAAGGCCACAAGCAGAAUCCUUGCCCCAAAAGCAGUUUAUUUCUGCCAAAUUUACAGCAGUUUGUUUGUGCCAGAAAAUCCAUUAUGGACAAUUAUACUACUUUUAAACAUUCAAAACAAAGUACUUUUCUGCACAAAAUACACAAGUUGAGUCUGAUUUUGACUGCGCUUGAGGCACAGUUUGGUUGUAUUUCAACAAGACACCACCAGAGAGCAGUAUAUCUAUACUUUAUUUACAGGACCAUAGAAUGAAACUAUUGACAGAGAAAUUCAAACAAUGUUCUGUGUAUGCAUCAUCUUUGAAUGGAAUCUUACUUAAUAUUUCUUAAAUGAUAUUGUAGUUUAUUAUACAGCAGGUAUUUGUUCUUAACAACCCAUAAUUAACGUGAGGCCCUGCAAGUGAACACAACAGCGCUUUUGUUCUUUCUCUGUUAUUAGCCCUUCACUAAUUAAAAGCAUGACACAGCCUGAAUCACCACCGUAUAGGUCCAGGCAUCACAACAGUGCGUCCGUACCAAUGUCCCAUCUACUUUGCCAGUAACUUUGCCAAUAAGCCGAGGGACUCGGUACAAAGAAGACCCUUCUCAUCUUCACUCACCACAAGAAAAUCCAUCACUCCCCAUGCAACUAAUACCAUCAGAGAGAGCCUAAUUAUAUGAGCUCAAAGACGUUAUGUUUUAAUUAUAUAAGUAAAGCAGGCAGCACACCUAGCUAAUAACCUACCGCAGCCCGAGGCAAUGUCAACGGACAAUGGAAGCGCUUCAACGGACUCUGAAGUUGUAAUUCCUCAGGUAAUGAAUUCUUAUUGAACUAGUUAAGGUCAGAUCAUUACUGUAUAUAUAUUGAGAUGAGGUCAAGGUUUUGCCCUAGGCAUUGGGCCAUACCAGGUAAUGUUUAUGUCAUUAGAAUAAAUGUUUUCAGAAUUAGUCAAAUAAAAUCAAAACCCACGGAAUCAGCUUGGGACAUAGAGAUGGAUGUUUUUGAAACCUGAGAUAAACGCUUAGGUGAACAUUUUUAGCACCCAAACAAGGUUCUGGGAACCUCAGCAGCAACAGACUCACCCAUAUCCACCCUCAUGCAGUAUGGGAAAAGUGAUAACCAGGUAGAGUGACAACAUGACUGUCUCGUUAGUCAUACUGAGCCCUGCUACCAAACUGUCUGACUGGGAUGAGCAGGUUUCUUCUCUAUCACAUCACAGCACAGCAGGAGACUCAGACGCCACUGUAUGGUUGCUCCACCAAGGAGACACACCAUUGUAUAGACGAGAGAAAAAGGAAUCCCCAAUAAGUCAGAUCUUGAGAAAAGAAACACAACAGAGACAUAAUAAUAAGAGACAGUCAUAAUAAGACAACUUGAGGGUUAUCUAGAUAUAGAGCAUAUAGACUGACUCCACACACCAGAGUAUCAGGAUGAAAAUCCGCGUGAUGCAGAUCUGGGGCUUCCUGAUGACAGUGCUGGGCUGGAUCUUUGUGGCGUGCUCUAUCGCCAUGGAGGGCUGGAAGAUCACGUCCAUCGGGGGCAUGGGCGGCUCGGCUGUCAUCAAGGUGGCCUGGUACUGGUCUAACCUGUGGAAGGCCUGCUUCACUGACUCCACUUCUGUCACCAACUGCCAAGACUUCCCUGUGCUCUGGUCCGUGGACAGUAAGUACCAUAGAGAUAUGCAUAAUAUACUGUGUUCUACUUCUAUUUCUAUGGUGGAUAUGAAGUUGUAUAUCAACAAGAGGGACACAUCUGAAGACAGUCUUGUUAAGUUAAUUUAUUUUACCCCCCCCAAAAAAUAGGGUUUAAAACAAAUUCUGUACAAAUGUGACUAUUACUGUACCCUUUAAAGCAAUGCAGACAAACUUCUGUGAGUUUAGACUGUUUCAGUACAGUGACAUUGGUUAUUCCACUGAAGUUAUAAAGCCUACUGUAGUGUAAAAUGUGACCUUGCGUAUGGUUGUGUUCUUAUCAACCAGACCACAUCCAGAUUGUGAGGGGCCUGCUGAUGGGUGCUCUGUCUUUGGGGAUGCUGGGGUUCGUACUCAGUCUCAUUGGGAUGGAGUGCACCUUCCUCGGGGGCAAGGACAAUGCUAAGUACAGGAAGAUCUUCACUGGAGGAGUCUGUCACAUCAUUAGCGGUAAACAUGUUCUUUCAGUUGACUUCUCCCUCUGUGAAAACAACCUGGUAGAUGCACACUGUAGCAGAUUGAGAGUAGCUGACUGACUUACUUCGUCUUCUGCAGGCAUACUGGCUGCGUCAGGAUAUGCUGUCUACGCAAAAUACGUCUCUGGGGAAUACUUCAACCCCUAUUUUGAUGGAUUAAAGUGAGUUGACUUUUAUAAAUUGGAUGCAGGUUUUUCCAUUCAGUUACAAGAUAAUGUUUAUGUGCUCUCCCUCCCUCCCUCCCUCCCUCCCUCCCUCCCUCCCUCUAACACACAGGUUUGACCUGGGGACUCCUCUGUUUCUUGGCUGGGUGGGAUCAGCUUUCCAUAUGACAGGGGGUUGGUUCUACCUGGUCUCUGUGUGCAAACUGCUAUGUGAGGACAAGAGGUGAGUACAAGCAUAGCCAUACUCAUCAUGGAAUAGUUAUUGAUUUAUUCAUAAAACACUUGUCAUUGAUUGUAUGUUAUCUCUCCCAGCAAAACUAUAGUCAUCCCUGAACUUCCCGAGGUUGAGUGUGACCAGGCCAAGUCCACCACAGCACAGUCCCCAGUAUCCCAGAUCACCUCAAAGAUCAAGGUUGCAUCUGCAUCUAAGAUUUCUUCAAAAUCUGCACACUCAGAUGUGUCUGCCAUCUCCUCAAGGUCUGUUCAGUCCGGUCGCGUGUCCAAAUCAGAGCGAUCUGGACGGUCCUCGAACUCCGGGCAGUCCUCGAAAUCUGACGGUGGGUCUUUGACGUCUGGUCGUUCAUCAAGGUCCCAUGGGUCAAUACACUCUGAGGUGAGCAGCGGCAGCAAUAGAACAGUGUCCUCUUUAUCCAGUGGGUGAAGGAGGAGCGAGAGAGAACCGUUUAUCAAAAACUCCUACAUAUGACCUGGUUCUGUGCAUAGUAUGUGGGAUUUUGACUGGACCGAACUGACGUAACAAUUGUAUAUACUGUAUAUGAUGAUUAGAGCUGUCAGAGUCUAUCCUUUAACUCAAGUUAACUUUUUGAAUUUUAGUGCAUUCAUGUUUUUUAAUCGCGAUUAAUCGCAUUGUCUGAAAGCUUUCAAAAUACACUGAAAACAUCCUAAAUACUUUGGACAACUCAAUUUCUGAAUUUCUGAAUUUGCGAUGAAUCACAACAAAUCCUUUGAUUAACUCGAUUACAUUUUUGAAUCGUUUGACAGCCCAAUGAUGAUCCAAUUGUGAUUCUGUAUGUGGGGAAAAGUCUCUGUAUCUAAUGGCCUGUUUCCUGAGAGUGUUUCACGAUCAUCAAAUAAACUGCUUCAUCACAUUCAUUGUUUCAUGUAUUGCUAUUGAUAAUGUCAUUAAAGCAGGGCCUUUCUACCUUUUGAGCAAGCUCUCUCUGACUCCGUGUUGUGUUUUGUUCUCCAUUUUCAAAUUAUUCAACUGUAGUCUAAUCAAAAUCAAGAUAUUUUAAGAUAUAUAAAUAAUCACCAACUCUUUUAGAUAUUGUCGGCACGGUCAUACCUGCCAAAGCAGUCAGGGAGGUUGCCUGUAAACAGUCUCUGUUUUUGGUGUUGCCACUCAAUUCUGCCCGGGCACUGUUUCCUAUUUAAACCAAGAGUGAUAUGCCGCACAGCUGACAGACCGAUGCUCCUAUCUUGUGCUCUUCUAAAUAAAUAUGGAAUCAUUUUUAGUGGAUGCAUUUUUGUGAAUUCCGUGACUAGAUUGGAUAAAAUCAGUAACCUUGUAAUAGCUCCAGUAACUUACACUCUGUAGUCCCUGUGAGCGAUCCUCUCCACCUGUCCAGACAGAGGAAUGUGGAGGAGGUUGGUUCAGAUCCUGGGCCUCGUGGUGUCCAUGCUGGGCUGGGUGUUUGUGGGCCUGCACCCUGGCUAUCGACUACUGGAGGGUGGCCCAGGUCGGCAGCCAGAGUGGGUCAUCCAUCGUCAGAGUGACCUGGUUCUGGUCCUACCUGUGGAAAGACUGCUCUGAGGACUCCACCGCUGUGGUCAACUGUGUGGACUUUGGGGUUCUGUGGACGGUGAAACGUGGGUUGAGUACUGGAAUCUCUCGUCUGGUAUCUGGUAUCUCUGUGUGGAAUAAUCAGGAGUCUUAUGGGUGCAGUGUCUCUUAAUAUAACAUUUUCUCUAAAUUGAAUUGAAUUAAUUAAAGCAUAUUGGCAGGUUAACACAGCUGUGAUACAUAGUGACUAAUACAAUGAUACAUGAUAGUUGCAAUAUAUUUUAUUUGGCUAAGCUAGGUUCGAUUAAUUUUGUACAUACUGUUACAGUAAUUGAUUAGCCUCCAAAGCAAUGAGGUCUGUACGCGUUACACAGCAUACAUCCAGGGAGUGAGGGGACUUGUGAUGAUUGGUUUAGCCCUGGGGCUGGUGGGAACUGUGUUCGGCUUUGUUGGAAUGGAGUGCACUUACAUUGGAGGAAACCACAGAACCAAUGACAAACUGCUAUUAACAGCUGCCUCUCUCCAUUUUAUUGGCGGUAACUUUCCUUUUUCAGGACACAUACAAAUCACCAUACCUUAGAGGGUUUAAACUUCCUCAUCCCGACCAUAAACAUGUUUUUCUUCCUUGUCAUUGGUUCCUGAUCCCUGACGCAUCAUCAUGCAGGCGUCUCAGACGACGCCAGUUAUUGUUUAUAAACACAGUUGCAGCAGCCAUUGUUACACGCCAAAGCAGACCCAUCAAAACUAGGGUAAUGUCGCAAAUAGAACAAUCUGAGAGGGAAGAUGUUGGAAUAUCAAACUGUAUGGGAAUGCCAAGCUGUAUUUCGUCUACAUUUUCUCUACUCAGGUAUGACAUUGGAACUGCUCUUUGGCUUGGCCUAGUGGGAGGCUUCCUCAUCAUAUUAGGAACCAUUCUGUUCUCUGCCACUGUAUUCACAGUAGCCCAUUCAAAAAGGUUAAAUGUACAGUACAAGUAUAAGCAUACCUGCAUAAUUUACAUACAUCACCACAUACGCAUGCUUCUUUCAGUACAUUUCAGUUAUCAGCCUACACUGUGAUUUGCGUAAACUUUUAGUGCAUGUUUUCUGAAUAUAUCUUAAUUUGCUUAAUAUAAUUUCUAUAGCAGGAUGGAAUAGGCCCCCUCCUCCACAUCUCCCAUGGUACCCCUCACCAGACAAUUCUCAACUAGCAUUUGCCAGAGAACACCAAGAUUGGCAAAUUCGCCACUGGCGCCCUGUGCUCUUCACAGAUGAAAGCAGGUUCACACUGAGCACAUGUGACAGACGUGACAGAGUCUGGAGACGCCGUGGAGAACGUUCUGCACCCUGCAACAUCCUCCAGCAUGACCGGUUUGGCGGUGGGUCAGUCAUGGUGUCGGGUGGCAUUUCUUUGGGGGGCCGCACAGCCCUCCAUGUGCUCGCCAGAGGUAGCCUGACUGCCAUUAGGUACCGAGAUGAGAUCCUCAGACCCCUUGUGAGACCAUAUGCUGGUGCGGUUGGCCCUGGGUUCCUCCUAAUGCGAGACAAUGCUAGACCUCAUGUGGCUGGAGUGUGUCAGCAGUUCCUGCAAGAGGAAGGCAUUGAUACUAUGGACUGGCCCGCCCGUUCCCCAGACCUGAAUCCAACUGAGCACAUCUGGGACAUUAUGUCUCGCUCCAUCCACCAACGCCACGUUGCACCACAGACUGUCCAGGAGUUGGCGGAUGCUUUAGUCCAGGUCUGGGAGGGAAUCCCUCAGGAGACCAUCCGCCAACCUCAUCAGGAGCAUGCCCAGGCGUUGUAGGGAGGUCAUACAGGCACGUGGAAAGCCACACACACUACUGAGCCUCAUUUUGACUUUUAAGGACAUUACAUCAAAGUUGGAUCAGCCUGUAGUGUGGUUUUCCACUUUAAUUUUGAGUGUGACUCCAAAUCCAGACCUCCAUGGGUUGAUACAUUUGAUUUCCAUUGAUAAUUUCUGUGUGAUUUUGUUGUCAGCACAUUCAACUAUGUAAAAAAGUAUUUAAUAAGAUUAUUUAAUUCAUUCAGAUUUAGGAUGUGUUAUUUUAGUGUACCCUUUAUUUUUUUGAGCAGUGUAUUUUAAUUAUUGUAGCAAAACAAAUUGUUCAAUAAAGAUCUACUUUAGGAUACUCUCCACGGCUCUACUCUAUAGGUUACAUUACAUAGAUCAUUAUCAGUUUGUCCAGAAAAUAUUGAUAUGAAUCAGUUACAUGCAUCAUUAUGUUGUGACUUUAGCUGGGAUGGAGCAGUUCAUCCACUGUGAUUUGAGAUAAAGGGCUAUGAGAGGGAGACCUAGUCAAACCCCCAUAUGAGGGGAGGGAGGGUGGGAACCAGUUUCAUCACUCCCCAUCCCUGAUACUAUCUCCCCCUGGAUCAUGGGAAAAUAGAAGUUUGCUUACUGAGCAAAACCCUGUGAGAUAAGGCAAACUUCCACAAUGCUGGCUUGACUGGGAGGCAUCAGUGACAUAACAAUGCAAGUGUCUGGCUGCACCUCGACUUCCAAUGACCAAAGAUCCCUUAGUGUCUCUGGAACUUCACUCCAGCUUUGUUCACUACACCCAUUUCUCUGGUAAAUCCUCUUCAUACAUUUAUAUAUUUUUUUCGGAACCACUGCCAAGCUCAAGGAGAGCAUCCUCCUUAUCACCAUCAUCAUGAAGCACAGGACGGUGAUGAUGUAUAUGGAGAUAGGCUGCUUUGUGUCGUGUCUGGCUGGCUGGAUUCUGGUUUGCUCCACCCUGGCUAUAGAGUUCUGGACCUGGUCUGAAGUGGGCAGCAUGGUGCUCACCACCGGCAUCUACUUCUCUAGCCUCUGGAAGGACUGUGUCUCAGACUCCACGGGGGUGUCCGACUGCAAAGAGUACCCCUCCAUGCUGGCACUACCAGGUAUGUUCUGGUCAGCUUGUCACAACUUCCAUGGAUGUGUGAUUCUGUCCUAAUAUGGACACUGUGCAUCUGAUGAUACAUGAUUGGAUAGUGAUGCUUACAACUUGGAGGGUUGAUAUCUUGAUCUUCAGUGCAGUUCGGUGCAGUUGAUUGUCAUUUAGCAUAUGCUCUUAUGCAGUACUACAUUACAGGCAGAUAAUGGGGCAGAGCAGAAGUAUGAAUAUAAACAUCAUGAUCAACAUUUUGCAGAUGGAAGUAGUGAUCCCAUAGAGUGGAAUCCACAAACUCCAACAUACACUGAGUACACAAAACAUUAAGAACAUUCCAUGACAUAGACUGACCAGGUGAGUCCAGGUGAAAGCUAUGAUCCCUUAUUGAUGUCACUUGGUAAAUCCACUUCAAUCAGUGUAGAUGAAGGGGAGGAGACAGGUUAAAGAAGGAUUUCUAAGCAUUGAGACCAUUGAAACAUGGAUUGUGUAUGUGUGCCAUUCAGAGGGUGAAUGGGCAAGAUGAAAGAUUUAUGUGCCUUUGAACGGGGUAUGGUAGUAGGUGCCAGGCACACCGGUUUGUGUCAAGAACUGCAACACUGCUGGCUUUUUCACACUCAACAGUUUCUUGUGUGUAUCAAGAAUGGGCCACCACCCAAUGACACAACUGUGGGAAGCAUUGGUGUCAACAUGGGCCAGCAUCGCUGUGGAAUGCUUGACACAUUUAUAUAUUUCACAUUUCAGUCAUUUAGCAGACACUCUUAUCCAGAGCGACUUACAGUAGUGAGUGCAUAUAUUUUCAUACUGGUCCCCCAUGGGAAUCGAACCCACAACCCUAGCUUUGCCAGCGCCAUGCUCUAACAAUUGAGCCACACGGGACUUGUUGACACCUUGUAGAGUCCAUGCCCUGAUGAAUUGAGGCUGUUCUGAGGGCAAAAGGGGUUUGGUACAACUCAAUAUUAGGAAGCGGUUCCUAAUGUUUGGUAUACUCAAAUGUAUAUAAUACAUAACUGUAGUCCUGUACUGUAGCUUCCUCUGUUUAACUGAGUGUUCUACUCUCUGCAUCAGUGUUCCUCCACGCGGUUAGGGCUCUGUCGAUCUGUUCUGUCAUCCUUGGGUUCUUCGCUGGAGUCCUCACACUGAUAGGGAUGAAAUGCACCAAGAUUGGAGGGUCAGAGCUCGCCAACGCACGGGUCACCUUCGCCGGGGGAAUCACCUAUCUGACGUCUGGUAAGAUAUGUUUAUGGAGUACUUGAUUAGUAACCGAAGUGAUUAGUGAUAUGAUGAUAAUAGCCGUUUUCCUCCUAGGAUUUGCUGGCCUGAUUGUGUACUCCUUGUGGGGUAACAAAGUAAGAUCAGAGUUUGUGGAUCCGAAUUUCAAGGCACAGAAGUGAGUGGAUCAUUUUCAGUGAGACUGUUGGAACACACUAGAACAACAUUGGUUUCAAGUAGUUAAGUAUACAGUAUAUGCAUUCUCAUUUUUGCUCUUCAGAUUUGAAAUCGGAGCAGCGGUUUUUAUUGGCUGGGGAGGCUCGCUCUUGCUCAUCACCGGUGGUUUCGUACUCAGUUUCUUCUCUGGAAAGGAGGGUCUACGCUCGACGUAAUACCUUCCACAAAAUUCCUGCUUCACUCAGACAAUAGAUUGCAUCAGAGGAAUAUAUUUUGUGUCGAAUUCGUUCAUCAUCUCACAAUUCUCUUGCUCCGUCUUCCAGUUCAAAGAAAAGGCCCCGCAGACCUAGAUCCUAUGCCACAGCUCAGACCAGACGCACAUACAUGAUGCCAAACUCUUCCAGAGUGACUCCAAUGCCACAAUUGUUCCAAGAGAGCAGAGCCGGCAGGAAGACCAGGACAACUAGGACAUAUAGCAGGGACGAUUUUUUGUGAGCUGCAGUAGCUCCUGUGCUGCAGGAAAUACACUGCUUCAUAUCAUUGGUCGUUAGAUACCAUGAAAACAUUGUAGGAACUGAAUCAAUUUGAUUUGGUAACUGUCUCACCACCUACACCUUGAAGAUACCCUUUGUAUGACUGUUUUACUAACAUAUAACUGUGUUCCGUUUACACUGUUUUCCUUUGAACAUUUUGAACUGAAUUGACAUUAAGGAAAG
Coregonus sp. 'balchen' is the source of this 12807-nucleotide messenger RNA. NCBI's taxonomy places the organism in Eukaryota, Metazoa, Chordata, Actinopteri, Salmoniformes, Salmonidae. The record is from the annotation of a GenBank genome assembly.